Gracilinanus agilis (Agile Gracile Mouse Opossum) is the source of this 942-nucleotide messenger RNA. Its product is annotated as olfactory receptor 2W3-like. Gene Ontology annotation, molecular function: G protein-coupled receptor activity; olfactory receptor activity. Gene Ontology annotation, cellular component: membrane. The record is from RefSeq and is a predicted model, not a curated record. Gene Ontology annotation, biological process: G protein-coupled receptor signaling pathway. Lineage: Eukaryota; Metazoa; Chordata; Mammalia; Didelphimorphia; Didelphidae. The transcript has a single exon. The coding region runs from base 4 to 942 and encodes 312 amino acids.
GUCAUGAGCAACAAAAGUUUCCAGGAUCAUUUUAUCUUGUUGGGUUUCUCUGAUCGGCCUAGGCUAGAGCAUAUCCUCUUUGUGAUAGUUUUAAUCUUCUAUUUGAUUACUUUGGUGGGCAAUAUCACCAUUAUUUUGGUCUCCCUAUUAGACACACGGUUGCACACCCCUAUGUACUACUUCCUUACAAACCUCUCUUUCCUAGACCUUUGUUUCACUACCAGUUCUAUACCUCAACUUCUCUUCAACUUGAGAGGACCCAAUAAAACCAUUAGCUACUUAGGUUGUGCUGUCCAACUUUUCAUGUUUCUUGGAUUAGGUGGUACAGAAUGUAUCCUUCUUGCUGUCAUGGCUUAUGAUCGUUUCAUUGCCAUUUGCAAACCCCUCCAUUACACUGUCAUUAUGCAUCCCCAGCUUUGUGUACAACUGGUAGCAGUGUCUUGGGGCAUUGGACUCCUCAACUCUUUGGUUAUGUCUCCUAUAACAAUGAAACUCCCUCGAUGUGGGAGAUGCCAAGUGAAACAUUUCUUGUGUGAGAUGCCAGCAUUAAUCAAAAUGGCCUGUGUGGAUACAGUGGCUAUGGAAGGUACUGUCUUUAUCUUAUCUGUAAUAAUUGUCUUGAUACCCCUCUCACUUAUUCUUAUCUCUUAUGGAUACAUUGCCCAGACAGUUCUAAGGAUCAAGUCAGCUGCAGGACGAAGAAAGGCCUUCAAUACCUGUGGGUCUCAUCUCACUGUGGUCUCUCUCUUUUAUGGUAACAUCAUUUACAUUUAUAUGCAACCAGGGAACAACUCAUCUCAGGACCAGGGAAAGUUCCUCACCCUCUUCUACAACUUAGUGACUCCUAUGUUGAACCCUCUUAUCUAUACUCUUAGGAACAAGGAAGUGAAAUCCGCAUUAAAGAAAUUAUUUUGGAAAGAUGCAGGCUCACAUGACAAGUGA